AAUUUGACAGCCGCUUUAAUCAAAGCGGCUUGCUCGGAGGCGUCUGCCAUUUGUUUUUUUAUCGGUGCGAAAAGAUUAUUGAUUUUUAGGUGCCUAUUGAGCCAACUUAACGGAAAUUGUUGAAGAAAUGGCGCGUUCGAAAAAUCGCUCCGAUUCAGAGGAAUCGGAAAAGACCGACAAGAAGCAGCGCGGUCGGGAAAAGGAGCGUAAAAAGCGCAGUUCCAGCAGCAGCGAUAGUAGUGGAAGCUCGUCCGGUAGUAGUUCAUCUCGCAGCAGUUCCGGAUCACGUUCGAGCUCUUCCAGCAGCAGCUCGUCGUCUUCCAGCUCGUCCUCGUCAUCCAGCAGCGAGGCCGACCGUUCUCGCACCAAGCGCAAAACUAACACCCGGUCACGCUCACGCAGCAAGAGCCCAGCGGAGCCGGCACAGAACUGGGACAAACAGUUGGCCGUAACCGCGAAGGAACCGGCGGCGAAGGGUACAAGUGUACGCUCAAAGUCGAAGGAACGAUCGGAUCGUCGCAGUUCGGAACCGCGCGAUAAUGACAAAGAAAACAAGCAGAGCCGUGCGGCAUCGGUCGACAAAUCGAACAAAGAUUCGCGCAGCCGUCGCUCACGCUCCGGUUCGUCGAAGAGGAAGCGUCGCGAGCGCUCCGUAACGCCACGACCGAUACGCAUCCACAUCGGACGAUUGACGCGCAACGUAAACCGAGAUCACAUCAUGGAGAUUUUCAGUUCAUACGGUGAGAUAAGCAAGGUCGAUUUUCCGAUGGAUCGGUUCCAGACGAUUGGCCGUGGCUUUUGCUACGUUGAGUAUGUCGAUCCGGACGGUGCGGAAAAUGCGAUGAAAAACAUGGACGGCGGACAGAUUGAUGGGCAGGAAAUUACGGCUUCACCGGUGUUGGUACCGAAGACGCGUCCACCACCGCGUCGUCCGUCACCGAUUAUGCGCAACAAUCGGCCAAUGCCACGCUGGAGAGCAUCACCGAUGCGUUACCGGCGUCGUCCAUCGAUCCGACGUAGCCCCAGGCGCAGGCGUUCCCGCAGCCCCGUACGAAGACGUCGCCAGAGCAACAGCUCGGACAGUUCGCGCUAGACAGGGAUUGGUGAAGCCCCCGUAAUCAGUACACCCCAGGUCUGACGAUCUAGUUUUUACAUUUGAAUUUCAAGUCUUACUGCACUGCCUAGGGAAGAAAUCACAUUUUAACAUUUUACCAUGUGUGCAUCAUUGAACCAAAUUUCUGAUUCAGUUUUUCCCUUGCUAUUCUGGGCAUAUCUGAGCUGAGCAGUAGCUUUCAUUUUUCGUUGGAAAAUGCACUCCACGAAUCACGAACGCAUGAUUCUGACGAGAAUGUGACAUUUAUGUUCAAUUUCAUAUAACACAUCAUAGCAUAAUAUAACAAUUAUGGAUUAAAAUAAAA
Anopheles funestus (African malaria mosquito) is the source of this 1418-nucleotide messenger RNA. RefSeq names its product RNA-binding protein with serine-rich domain 1-A (gene RnpS1). Gene Ontology annotation, cellular component: cytoplasm; nucleoplasm; ASAP complex. The transcript has 3 exons. The record is from RefSeq and is a predicted model, not a curated record. Gene Ontology annotation, biological process: mRNA splicing, via spliceosome. Gene Ontology annotation, molecular function: RNA binding. Lineage: Eukaryota; Metazoa; Arthropoda; Insecta; Diptera; Culicidae. The coding region runs from base 128 to 1093 and encodes 321 amino acids.